GCUGGUGUCGCUGCCCAUUGGGACUUCCCGAGGAAAGAGCUCCUCACUGGCAAAAGACUGAGGAGAGCACGUUUAUCAGACGGUGCCCAACGAACUGACUUGCUUGGUGCUUUUUGAUUUUUGCCUUUUUUUUUUUUCUUUUUUUUACUCAUUUUUGUCUUUUAACAGCUACCUGAAGUUUCUGGCAGUAAAGUUGUCAUGGAAGACCUGGGCUGCAAAAAACCCAGCGACUGCACCGUCUCCAGGCUACUCAGUGUAGUGGAGAGCGAACUCCGGGCUGGGAGAGACAAAGGUGACCCAACUGAGAAACAGCUCCAGGUUGUCUUAGAGGAUGCGACACUCUGGCAGAGAUUCAGGGAAGUCACUAAUGAGAUGAUUGUGACCAAGAAUGGCAGGCGGAUGUUCCCUGUUUUGAAGAUCAGUGUGUCAGGCUUGGACCCAAACGCCAUGUAUUCCUUCCUGCUGGACUUCGCCCCAACCGAUGGCCACCGCUGGAAGUACGUCAACGGAGAGUGGGUGCCAGCUGGGAAACCAGAGCCACCAAACCACAGCUGUGUCUACAUCCACCCAGACUCUCCCAAUUUUGGGGCCCAUUGGAUGAAAGCUGCUGUUUCUUUCAGCAAAGUCAAACUUACUAAUAAACUCAAUGGGAGUGGGCAGAUAAUGUUGAACUCCCUGCAUAAAUAUGAGCCACAGGUGCACAUAGUUCGUGUGGGAGGCCCCCACCGGAUGGUGAUGAACUGCUCCUUCCCUGAGACGCAGUUCAUAGCUGUGACUGCCUAUCAAAAUGAGGAGAUAACAGCUCUCAAAAUCAAGUAUAAUCCCUUUGCCAAAGCCUUCCUGGAUGCAAAAGAAAGAAACCAUCCCAAGGAUGCUCCAGAAACAGCCUCUGAAAGUCAACAUAUGACAUAUACUCACUCUCCACACACUCCCCACAGCUGUGAGAGGUAUUCAGCUCUGCGAGGGCAUCGGGCUGCUCCGUACCCACCUUCCUACAUGCAGAGAAAUCACUCACCUGCAGUUAAUUUGUUGGAGAGCUCCAGCAAUAAUCUUCAGGUAUUCUCAGGACAUGACAGCUGGACUUUGCCAUCCUCUCCACAUGGUAAUCUGCUCUCAGUGCCACACACAAAGGGAGCUGCCAGCCCUGGACCCAGCCACUACCCUUGCCUCUGGACAGUGAGCAACAGUGCGGUAAACGUUGCCAACCCAGGAAGUGAGGGUAACAACAGCCCUUCAAGCAUGUUUCUUAGGGGUAAUGUCCCCUUACCCACUGCAUCAUCAGUCCAAAUCCCUCUGCAGGGAACAGUGUCCAGCAGCAUGGAGACGCAAGGGGAAACUGCUCUAGCCAGACUGGCAGACUCUGCAUGGACAUCCUCACACUCCUUUUAAUGGACAGGCAGCUUGUGAGGGAAGCUCAGCCAAAUAGGACUGGCACAAAUGGCAAAUGAUCCUCUAGAAUUGCAGCUCAGAGCAGGGAUGUGUAUGCAUAAAAUCCACUUCACCAAACAUCGCUUUCUAUAAUGUACCUCCUGUAUGUCAGAGAAGCCAAAAUGCAUAAUGGAAAGACAGGAAAUGUUACAGGAAUCAGCUUAUUACUGUAACCUUUAUGUGUCAUUUAGGAAGAUGUCCAGAACAAAACCUUAUAGCUAGCUUUGCUUCUCUAUCACAUUAAACAUGCUUAGAGUUAUGGGACUGAGAGAAGCAGACAUGGCAGCUGGAUAUUUGCAUGUAAUUUAAA
Molecule: messenger RNA, 1738 nt
Organism: Apus apus (common swift)
Lineage: Eukaryota; Metazoa; Chordata; Aves; Apodiformes; Apodidae
Gene: TBX19
Product: T-box transcription factor 19
Exons: 8
Coding region: 199-1389 (396 amino acids)
Biological process (GO): heart morphogenesis; cell fate specification; positive regulation of DNA-templated transcription
Cellular component (GO): nucleus
Molecular function (GO): DNA-binding transcription factor activity, RNA polymerase II-specific; RNA polymerase II cis-regulatory region sequence-specific DNA binding
Source: RefSeq, a predicted model, not a curated record